AGCAGAGGCUCCGGCCCCUGGGCUGGAUCUGGCUCGGGUCCCAGUCGUGUGGUCUAAAGGUUACAGCGCCGAGCGCCCCCGGCAAACUUCGUGGGGGUGGGAGGGGAGGGAAGAGAAAGCGGCCGCUUCUCGCGAAGGCUCCGACCCGCCUGCUCCUCGCUUCCCUCCCUCUCCUUUUCCCGCCCAGUCGCUAUUUCCGAGCCCAGGGGAAGACGCCUUGCCUCCCCUCUCCCGCCGCCACCCAAAAGGAGGUGUUCCGACCUCCCCGGCGCAACCUCGGGCAGCGGACGCGCUUCCAAGACAGUGGCGAGGCCGCUCCUCCUCCUGAGGCGCGACACCGGAGUAGCUCCACGCGGUUUCCCACCCACUUCCACGCGCGCUGGUGAUCAUGACGGGGAAAGCCAGGGGCUUUGGGCGCGAAGCGGCCCACCAGAUCCUGGCCGGAGGCUCCGCGGGUCUUGUAGAAAUUUGUCUGAUGCACCCCCUCGAUGUGGUGAAAACCAGGUUCCAAAUACAAAGAGGAAAUACUGAUCCAGCCAGAUACAAGAGCCUGGGAGACAGCUUUAGGACCAUAUUCCGGACAGAAGGAUUGUUCGGUUUCUACAAAGGUAUACUCCCUCCAAUCUUGGCUGAAACUCCCAAAAGGGCAGUAAAGUUUUUCACCUUUGAACAAUACAAGAAAUUACUAGGAAAUGUUUCACUGUCACCAGCACUGACAUUUGCAGUUGCUGGCUUGGGAUCCGGGCUAACAGAAGCAGUUGUGGUUAACCCUUUUGAAGUAGUCAAGGUUAGCCUCCAGGCAAAUCGGGAUGCUUUCUCAGAGCAGCCAUCUACCUUUGCCAAAGCUCGGCAGAUUAUUCAGGCCAAUGGGUUGGGACUCCGGGGACUCAACAAAGGCUUGUCUGCUACCUUGGGACGUCAUGGAGUUUUCAAUAUGGUCUAUUUUGGUUUCUACUUCAAUGUGAAAAACAUCGUUCCUGUCAGCAAGGAUCCAACCUUGGAGUUUCUGAGGAAAUUUGGAAUCGGGCUAGCCUCAGGAACAAUAGCCUCGAUUAUUAACAUCCCUUUUGAUGUUGCAAAAAGUCGGAUUCAAGGACCACAGCCGGUUCCUGGAGAGAUCAAGUACAGGACCUGUUUUAAAACUAUGGCAACGGUCUAUAAAGAAGAAGGAUUUCUAGCCUUGUACAAAGGAUUGGUUCCUAAAAUCAUGAGACUAGGACCAGGUGGUGCAGUGAUGCUUCUGGUUUAUGAAUAUGCUUCUCGGUGGCUUCAAGAAAACUGGUGAUCAAAGACACAAGUCCUAAGGCAGCAGGUGGUUUAAAGCAAUGUCUGUUAAAAUAUGUUUCAGUAUCAAAUUGGAAGCAAAUAUAGCACAAAUAAUAUGGAUAUGGAGCCAGUAACCCAACCCACAAUUUUAGCCUGGGGCUUUGUAUAGGUGCUUUUUUAUGAAGAAAAAGAAAUUUAGAACCUCAAGCAAGCCUGGGCUUCAAACACACUAUCAAUGUAACAUAUAGUGUGACUUUAAAUGAACUGAUUUCCCCAAUUAUUAUUACAUUUAUAUGAUUUUUCUGUUAGUUCUCCUUGAGGUAGGGUAUUUAGGACACUAGCUAUCAAUCUGUAACUUUUCAUAGUGAAACAAUU
This is a messenger RNA of Lacerta agilis (Sand lizard), 1641 nucleotides long. It is a transcript of the gene SLC25A21, whose product is annotated as solute carrier family 25 member 21. NCBI's taxonomy places the organism in Eukaryota, Metazoa, Chordata, Lepidosauria, Squamata, Lacertidae. The transcript has 10 exons. The record is from RefSeq and is a predicted model, not a curated record. Gene Ontology annotation, biological process: transmembrane transport. Bases 389 to 1285 code for a protein of 298 amino acids.